Molecule: messenger RNA, 1078 nt
Organism: Manduca sexta (tobacco hornworm)
Lineage: Eukaryota; Metazoa; Arthropoda; Insecta; Lepidoptera; Sphingidae
Product: putative deoxyribonuclease TATDN1
Exons: 6
Coding region: 101-1027 (308 amino acids)
Cellular component (GO): cytosol
Molecular function (GO): 3'-5'-DNA exonuclease activity
Source: RefSeq, a predicted model, not a curated record
CUGGUUAUGUCAACUGUCAAGUCAAUUUAUAACCCAAAAAUUUACAUAAAUCAGCUGAGAAAUAAAUUACUAUUUAUAAUCUUAGUCACUUCCUAAUUAUAUGACUAGAGGAAUAUUAAGAAGAAUGAGUUCUUUAAGAAAAUAUAUUGAUAUUGGUGCGAACCUCACAGAUGAUAUGUACCAGGGUGUUUACCAUGGAUCCAAGAAACAUGAGCCGGAUUUGGAUGUGGUAUUAAGCCGGGCCUGGAGUGGGGGCUUGGACAAGAUGAUCAUAACAGGAGGCAGUUUAGAAGACAGUAAAAAGGCUAUAGAUAUGUCACGAUCAGAUGCAAGAUUGUUUUCAACUGUGGGAUGCCAUCCCACAAGAUGUAAAGAUUUUGUGGAAAAUCCAGAAAACUACUUGAAUGGCCUCAGGAGUCUAAUAAGUGAAAACAAGAAUAAAGUUGUUGCUAUCGGAGAGUGCGGACUGGAUUACGAGAGGCUACACUUCUGUGAAAAGGAUGUGCAGUUGAAGUUCUUUGAAUACCAGUUGCAGUUAAGUAGGGAGUUCAGCCUGCCAUUGUUUCUUCAUUGUCGGGCAGCUGCUGAUGAUCUAGUGGAUAUCUUGAGCAGGAACCAAGACAAAGUGGUUGGUGGUGUGGUGCAUUCUUUUGAUGGGUCUGAGGAGGCACUACAAAAAAUCCUUUCACUUGGAUUGUAUAUAGGUAUUAAUGGAUGUUCAUUAAGAACGAAAGAAAACUUGGAUGUGGCAUCGAAAAUACCCACAGACAGACUGAUGAUUGAGACAGACUGCCCGUGGUGCGAGGUGAAGCCCACUCAUCCGGGAUAUGGGCAUGUUGUCACAAAGUUUGCGACGGCCAAGAAGGAGAAGUACAGCCCAGGUUCUGAUAGCCAAGUAAAGGGGAGAAACGAGCCUGUCAAUAUUGUACAAGUUCUGGAGAUAUUGGCGGCAAUACGGAAAGAAAACCCAGACGAAUUAGCUGCAGCGAUAUAUGACAAUACAAAUAGAGUAUUUUUCCCAAAAUAAACUGUUGUAUAAUGUGUAAAUAAAGUUAUAUUUAUAAUGUUGUUUUGUCUA